AUGGCGAUGCCCCGAUUCACAUCUUCAUGGCAGGUCCGCGCCGAAGCCGGCGAGCCAUUCGCCGUGAUCCGCGUCCGCGACCUGCAGGGCACGCUCAAGGCCGGAACCGACGCCUGGGGCCGCCUGAACAAGACGCAGCCCGUCAUCAUUUCGGCGGAGCUCUCGAUGGCGCAGCCGUUUGACGGCGCCUCGGCCUCGGACACGGUCAGCGAGGACACAGUGCACUACGGCCACCUCGCCAAGGCCCUCCUUGCUAGUCUGGACGUGGUCAACUCGCUUGUCGAACAGCGCGGCAGCCCUUUCAGUCUAUGGUUCGCGCUGUUGCACAUUUACGAGCACCUGUCGGGGUACCGUCUGGAUCACCGCGAACGGACGCCCGAGGACGUCGUGCGCACGCACCAGGGCGGGACCCUGAAGGCGCAGCUGGAGAGGGUGAGGUAUAUGGACGUCACCCUCACGCUGCCCAAAGGCUCGCUUCUAGGCGAUGGUGUGAGCAUCUCGCGGGCCAUGGUCUUCAGUGCGGCGAAGCCGGUGGUCUGGAGCGAGACGCUCCGUAUUCAUGGGCUGCGGGUGCCGACGCUCAUCGGCGUCAAUGACAACGAGAGGAAGGCGAAACAGGUCGUCAAGACCGAUGUGGAGAUUGAGGGGUACAGAAGCAACGUAGCAGGGGAAGACGACAUAUAUGUUGAUGUCGAGUCCGUCAUUGUCAGGACGCUGGCAGAGUCGUCAUUUGAGACGCUCGAAGCUCUCGGGCCCGCCAUCACUAGCAGCAUCAGACAAGGCCUCGCAGGGCGUGGCGAGUUAUUUGGCCUUUCCGGCUGGGUGAUCAAGGUUGUCAUGGAGAAGCCGACGGCCAUCACCAUGGCCGCCGCCUCGCGCGUGGAAUACAGAGAACUCCCGAGGGCAAAGCCUUAG
Molecule: messenger RNA, 915 nt
Organism: Colletotrichum graminicola M1.001
Lineage: Eukaryota; Fungi; Ascomycota; Sordariomycetes; Glomerellales; Glomerellaceae
Product: FolB domain-containing protein
Exons: 2
Coding region: 1-915 (304 amino acids)
Biological process (GO): folic acid-containing compound metabolic process
Molecular function (GO): dihydroneopterin aldolase activity
Source: RefSeq, a predicted model, not a curated record